AUGGCUGAAUACACUGUCUUCUACGGCACCUUUGUGCACCUCCCGCGGGCGACGCCGUCCACGACGAAGCAUGAACUGUCCAUCCACCACGGCGCGCUGUGGGUGUCUGUCCAGGAUGGGCGCAUCGAGGGGUUCGAUUGGAGCGUUGCCAGCGAGGACGACCUCGUCGCGUUGAUGCGCAAGCACGGCUGGUCCGUGGAUGGUAGCUCCGGGACAAAGGUUACUCUUGUCAGAGCGCGAGAGGACCAGAAUGAGUUCUUCUUCCCGGGGUUUGUCGAUACACAUAUCCAUGCGCCGCAGUAUCCCAACUCUGGUGUCUUUGGGUCUUCUACUCUUCUUGACUGGCUCAAUACCUAUACAUUUCCCCUUGAGGCCUCCUUCGGCGGCAGCAGCAGCGAAGUCGCACCCCCGCGCGCCCACGCAGCCUACAAGCAGAUCGUCCAGCGUACACUGGCGAACGGCACCACCUGCGCCUCGUACUUCGCGACCAUCCACGUCCCCGCUACGAACCUCCUCGCGACCCUCUGCCACCAGCUCGGCCAGCGCGCCCUCGUCGGCCGCGUCUGCAUGGACAACCCAGCCUUCUGCCCAGACUACUACCACGACGAAAACGCCGCCGCAGGCAUCACAGCCACCAAAGCGACCAUCGCGCACAUCCACAGCCUCCCAGACCCCGACCGACCAACGUCUACACCCCUAAUCCAGCCCAUCAUCACCCCCCGCUUCGCCCCAACCUGCACGCCCCAAUCCAUGACAGACCUCGCCCACCUCGCCCAGUCGCACACGCCCCCACUGCACAUCCAAACGCACAUCUCCGAAAACACCAACGAAGUAGCCCUCGUGCGCGAGGUGUUCCCCACCUACGAGAAUUACACCUCCGUCUACGACGCCCACGCUCUCCUUACCCCGCGCACGAUCCUCGCCCACGCCGUCCACCUCAAUCCCGCGGAAAUGGCCCUCGUGCGCACCCGCGGCGCCAAAGUCGCUCACUGCCCUGCCAGUAACUCUGCCCUUGGGUCGGGGAUUUGUCCUGUGCGGACCCUGCUCGAUCGGGGAAUCACUGUUGGAUUGGGCACGGAUGUUAGUGGUGGGUAUAGUGUGUCUGUGCUGGAGGCUGUUCGCUCGGCUUGUUUGGUGUCGCGGUUGUUGCCGCAUACUUCUUCGGCAGAGAGCGACAAGAACGUCGUCCUCACAGUCGAAGACGCACUCUACCUUGGUACACGCGGCGGCGCAGCUGUCGUGGAUAUGGCAGAUGAGAUAGGCGGGUUCGAUCAGGGGAUGUUCUUCGAUGCGCAGCUUGUGCGGCUGGGUGGGGAUGUGGAAUCAUCAUCAUCAUCAUCAUCAUCAUCAUCAUCAUCAUUCUCCUCCUAUAAAGGCCCGGUCGACAUCUUCGGCUGGGAAGGCCCCGUCGAUCGCGUCCACAAGUGGGUGUGGAACGGCGACGACCGGAAUGUGAGGAGCGUGUGGGUGAGAGGACGGCUGGUGCAUUCUCUUGAGUCUAAAUCUGAGUCUGAUAGGGGUGCUGUGUGCAGGGUGGAUGGGAGGGGUGGGAAAUGGGCGGAGUGGGUGCUUGGGGGAUUGGGUGUUUUGGGGGUGGUGGGUGUUUUUUGGGCCAGGAGGGGUUGA
This is a messenger RNA of Aspergillus candidus, 1626 nucleotides long. Its product is annotated as chlorohydrolase family protein. Gene Ontology annotation, cellular component: cytosol. Bases 1 to 1626 code for a protein of 541 amino acids. NCBI's taxonomy places the organism in Eukaryota, Fungi, Ascomycota, Eurotiomycetes, Eurotiales, Aspergillaceae. The transcript has 2 exons. The record is from RefSeq and is a predicted model, not a curated record. Gene Ontology annotation, biological process: guanine metabolic process. Gene Ontology annotation, molecular function: zinc ion binding; guanine deaminase activity.